Molecule: messenger RNA, 882 nt
Organism: Necator americanus (New World hookworm)
Lineage: Eukaryota; Metazoa; Nematoda; Chromadorea; Rhabditida; Ancylostomatidae
Exons: 3
Coding region: 1-882 (293 amino acids)
Biological process (GO): DNA integration; double-strand break repair via nonhomologous end joining; replication fork processing
Cellular component (GO): condensed chromosome; site of double-strand break; nucleus
Molecular function (GO): histone H3K4 methyltransferase activity; histone H3K36 methyltransferase activity; single-stranded DNA endonuclease activity
Source: RefSeq, a predicted model, not a curated record
AUGCCGGAUCCUUUCGUGAAAGGUGAAAUCCAUGAGAAGAAGGUAAUGUUGAGCGUCUGGUGGGGAGUUCAUGGAAUCUACCGUUUCGAACUGCUGCCGGACAGCACGACAGUUACUGACGAGGUCAACAACAACGUUCGUCUGCUGCACGAUAAUGCGCGCCCUCACAUCGCGAAGAAGGCUUUCCAGAAAUUUCUGGAGAUCGGAUGGGAAGUUCUACCGCACCCACCGUACAGCCUGGACCUGGCCCCGAGUGACUACCACCUCUUCCGAUCGCUUCAGCAUCACCCUGAAGAGAAGCGCUACGAUGAUCGUGACCACCUCGAAAAUGACCGGGCUUUCUUCGCCUCCAAGUCGCCGCAGUUCUGUGCCAAAGGAAUCUGUGAUCUUGUGAGACGUUGGCAGAAGGAGGACCCAAACGUGGACUAUGAGAUACUGCUCAGAAGACUACGAGCCUGGGCUGAGCGUGCCUCGAAGCUGCGCACGACAAACUUGGAUCGAAUUUCGAAGACCACCAAGGAAUUGUUGGAAAGAAGAAGGGCUUUGAGGCUUGAUUCGAAUGCAUCGCACAUUGAGCGGCAGAAGAAGAUUCUGGAAGCAGCACAAAGAAGAACGAGUCUAAAGAAGUGCCGCAAGGAUCUCCGCGAAUAUAAUAUUCCGCUAGCAGCCUUGCUGAGGGAAGACGGGACUCGCACGUCUUCUCGUCAUGAGAUGGAAAUCAUUACGGAGAGGUUCUACUCGAACCUUUUCCGUUCAUCAACUCCUGUGUCAAGCCCGAUCAUCCCCACUGAUAAAGCUCCACCACGGAUACUCCCUUCGGAAGUACGAGUCGCUAUCAAGAGCAUGGAACCUGGCACAGCCUUCGAACCUGAUUUUAUAUAA